Messenger RNA from Laccaria bicolor S238N-H82, 3741 nucleotides. Its product is annotated as dynactin. Gene Ontology annotation, cellular component: spindle pole body; cell tip; spindle. Gene Ontology annotation, biological process: nuclear migration involved in conjugation with cellular fusion; establishment of mitotic spindle orientation. The record is from RefSeq and is a predicted model, not a curated record. The transcript is spliced from 15 exons. Bases 1 to 3741 code for a protein of 1246 amino acids. NCBI's taxonomy places the organism in Eukaryota, Fungi, Basidiomycota, Agaricomycetes, Agaricales, Hydnangiaceae.
AUGGAUCCUCCUUUAGGUACCAUUGUCACUAUCCCUCAAGGACGUGGUGUUGUUCGUUUUAUUGGCCCGACAUCUUUCGCUAUUGGGAAAUGGGUCGGCGUAGAGUUGUACGAACCCAAUGGCAAGAACGACGGAUCCGUCAACGGAAUCCAUUACUUUACAUGCAAAAUUAACUACGGCGUAUUCAUUCGGCAGAGUCAAAUCAAAGGAGUGCCAAAGCCUCCACCUCCCACAACUCGUCCGACUGUGGGUCACCAACGGACAUCAAGCGCGUCAGGAUUACUACGGGCAAACUCUUUUCGCAGCCCGCCAUCUUCCAACCCAUCUUCCAACCCCUCUCCACGCUCUGCAAGUCCUGUUAAACCAGUAGUGGCUCCGGUACCCACAACUUUGCUGACGACACCAGCCGCGCUGGGCUCGCGACUUGCAAAGCCACCACCAGCCUCACCCACGAAACGAACACCUCCACUUUCCCUACAACCGCGCAAGUCAUUGGCAUUUCGAUCAGCAUCGCAGGAGAUUCCUAGCUCGGCGUCGCGCGAGUCUCCACCAAACAUCUUCUCACCAAAUGGCACUGCUCCCAGAACAUCAUCACCCCUCACUUUGCCACCCCGACAAGCCUCACCACCGCCACAACCGCCCUCAUCAUCUCAUCUGGGUGCGACGCCAGCAAAUGGACGGCCACCGUCUAGGGCUGCCUCACCCCUAGGAAGGCCACCUGCCGAUGAACAAGAACUUCAAGAACUACGAGCUAAAGUUCGUGUCCUCGAAGCCAAACGCACCGAUGACGCCCGACAUGUUCGCGAACUCGAGACACGGCUAUCAGAAGCCGAAUCCUUUGUCGCCCUUCGUCCCAAAUUACAGGCCAAGCUCAAUUCGCUGCAAACAGAAUUAAUAGCCACAAGGAGAGAACUCGCUGAUUCGUUGCAGCUCUCUCAACUUUCUGACACGCGGGUGGCAGACGCGCAGGAGCACUUGGAGAUGGCCAUGUUGGAUAAGGAGGUCGCAGAAGAAAGGGCUGAACUUGCAGAGGCCGAGUUAGAGGAGAUUAAGGAGAAGUUGGCAGUGUUGGAAGUUGAGAACGGGGUGCUAAAUUCGGGAGGAGGUCCUGGUCAAUCAAGCGAUGAUACUGCUAAAUCAUCAAUGGCGUAUAUCCAGCUCGAGAAACACAACGAACGUUUGAAAGAGGCCCUCAUUAAGCUUCGAGACUUGUCGCAAGAAACAGAACAGGAGCAGAGAAGGCGGAUAUCUGAGAUGGAAAAGGAUAUUGUUGGGAUUGACGAACUUCAAUCACAAUAUGAGGAAUCAUUGAUCAAACUGUCCAACGCGGAAACUCAAAUCGAAGACCUGAAACUGCAGUUAGACGAUGCUUUGGGUGCUGAAGAGAUGCUUGUCCAAUUGACGGAGCGCAACUUAAUGCUGGGCGAGAAAAUCGAAGAGAUGCGCAUCACAAUCGAAGACCUCGAGGCCCUCAAAGAGCUUAAUGAUGAGCUCGAGGAGAAUCAUAUGGAAACAGAAAAACAACUCCAUGAAGAUCUUGACCGAAGGGACUUGCAAAUCCGCGAACAUGUUCAUAAAAUAGAAACCUUGGAAGAAACUUGUCUGGACCUCGAAAACACCAUCAAUCAGUUCAGGGAACUCGUUAUGCAGCUCCAGAGUGAUCUCGAUAGCCUACGGGCCCAAACACAGUCCGCACAGUCCGAAUCAGAUAGAGCAGCCUCCCAGACAGCCGCUAUGAUGUCGCUCAACCUCAAGUUACAAUCAUCUGCUUCCAAGAACCAAGCCAGGAGUAUAGAUCUGGAACUAGCGAAGUGGGAAGCUAAAGAACACAAAGAGAUGUUGGAGAUCAUUCAGCCAUACUUGCCGCAAAUCUAUGUUGACUCCGACAAUGACGCUACGAGGUGUUACAUGUUCUUCCAACGGAUGGCAGCCAAAGUGGACUUGAUCAAUACGGUCGUUACGCAAGCUCAUGGAUUGCCCGACGCUCUCAACGGUCCUGUCUCCGAGGCACUUGUUGGCAUAUGCGAAAUGAGAGGCCGUGUCUCUGGCCUGUCAACGCUCUGCAAGCGCUUCGCAGCGAUCCUUCGUAAAUGUGAUGUCGAGACUUUCCUCAACAUCGGCCGGCUCUAUCCAGAAAUCGCCCCCCUCGAAAAGCGAAUCGAUAUGCAUAUUGAUUUGCUUCGUCGCGAUGACUUCAAGGAAGGAGAGUGUGUCAAUGACAUUGUCAAGAUUCAAGCGCAAUUUGACCAUUUGGCGGAAACGUACUUUGAUGGUUUCGAUUAUGAUUUGGCAGAACGCGAACUGGGAUACCUUAUGGCGUUGGAUCUGGACCUGGACAUGUGCUCUGCGUCUUUGCGUCUGACGAAAACGGCUGUGGAGGCUACCAUCAACGACAAAGACGUAGAAUUGGACAUGGGAGGCUAUGAUAUCGAUCUGGAACUGUUCGAGCCGUUGUUGAAACUUCUCGAACAGUGCAAGGGUGCUAAAACGCUGUCAAAGAAACUUACGAAACGGCUCGAAGACCUAAUUCAGGAUUCAACGGCAUUGAAAGCUCAUCUCAUUCCUCAGAUGAAAGCCCUGAGCGACCACGUUGCAGAUCUUGUGAACUUUGGCUUUUCGUUGGCUCAAGGCCUCAUGCCGCAUCUCGGUGACGCCCGCAGUGCAAAGUCUGCUUUCCAAUUGACGACCGUCCUUGGCAUCGUCAAGCAGACUGCGACAUCUACAGUGGCGAAAGAUAUGAAGCCAGGUGCAUCGACAUGGGAAGCUGUUGGCGGUUCUAUUACGCAUCUCACUGAGGAAGGUAGCAAGCUACUGCCACUUGUCCUGGAAAACGAGAGCGUUUUGAAGGCGCUUUCAGUUACUGGCGUGGCACCCUGGGUAACAAGGAUUGCGGAGGUCAAAGCUGCGCUGGCAGUCAACAUCGAAGCCGAACGGAAAGUAGCCUCUCUCAACGAUGAGAUGCAAGGCUUGGUGCGCACUUUGCGUGCCAAGGACCAGAACAUUCAAGAGGCUACAGUCAAAAUCGAGCUUAUGGAGAGGCGCAUGGAGACCGUCAAGAAGCAGGCAGACACCAUUGUUGACCUUGAGACGGAGAUAAACAAGGGCAAGAAACAGGAGAGAGCCUAUGAAGAAGCAAUUGAGCAGUUACAGGCGGACAUCGAUGCCAUUGAGCAGGAGAAUGCGAGGUUGAAGAGCUUGAGUGCUGGACAGGAGCGGCAGCAAGUUGGAACUCAACCUGUUGAGGCGGAAAACGUACCGAUUGAAGGCAGCCUAGAAACGUCAUACCUUUUGGACCAGAUUGAAGCCCUCCGUGGAACCGUUCGGUAUCUCAGAACAGAGAAUUCUUUCCUCAAAGGCCAAGACUUGCUCCGGGAAAUAGAGUCCCUUUCUCCGCUGCCACAACCCAUCUCAAGGAUGCCAACUCCUCCUCUCGAUCCGUCAGGGAACUCGGACACGGAUGACUCUGAUUCCGAGAUUAACGAUUCACCACCAACACUACGAAGAUUGACCACAGAAACAAAGAUGUUGUACCGUGAUGUCAUCAAAUUCUCGUCUUCCCCACGGGUUGUCGACCUUUCUGCUCUGAAUGCCAAGCGAGCAGAGGCGAAAGGAGGGAAAGUGUGGUUGCCGAAGAAGAAAAGUCCCUCACAUCAGAUUUGGGAGCGCAAGGCGGAGGGAGAACGAUUGAAUAGACGAGUUCAUGGAUUGCUGGAGAGAGCCAGCGCUAUCGGUGCACUUUAG